AUGGACCUCUCUCGAUAUGCGAAUGUUACGUGGCCUCGACAGCGUGUACCUCGUGUAAUCCAUCAAACUUAUCGUACGUAUGAUAUACCUGCAAUUUGGAAUACAUCGGUACAGUCGGUAAUUACGAUGAAUGCUGGUGACUCUAAGUAUCGUCGAUGGUCGCAUGCAGAUAUGGAUGCGUUUGUUCAACAACAUGAACCCCAUUUCUAUCGGAAUACUUUUGUCAAUUACCGAUAUGAUAUGCAGCGUAUCGAUUCGUUUCGAUACGUAUUAAUGUUUUACUUAGGUGGUAUCUACAUCGACAUGGACAACGGUUGUCAUCGUCCUUUGCGUGAAUUUGUAGCCACUAUGGAGGCACUUGAUCCAGACUCGCCUCAUCUUGCUCUUUUUCCAGCUGAAGAUACAUUCGGUGUUCAAACCGAUUUCGUAGUUAGUACUGCUGGUCAUCCAAUAUAUAAGCAGUUUAUUUCACGAUUGUCUCAGUUCAAUCAUAAUUUUCUCAUUCAUCAUAUUACUAUAUUACUUAGUGCUGGUCCACUCUAUGCUACUUUCCAAGAACGCUUUUUCCAUCAGACAGACAAACAAGUUGUACGAAUAUUGGAUAAUCAGAUCUAUCGUUCCACGUUUUGGAAGACAAAUGGAGGUACCUGGUUUGGUCGCGAUACUUUAGUGAUACUCUAUGUUUUUUACCAUAGAAAUCGUAUUUUGUGGUAUAGCAAAAUAUUGGCUAUUUGUCUUGCUGUUCUUUUUAUUGUGAUCAAGUUUUAUAGAAAAUGGUGA
Messenger RNA from Rotaria sp. Silwood2, 780 nucleotides. The record is from the annotation of a GenBank genome assembly. Lineage: Eukaryota; Metazoa; Rotifera; Eurotatoria; Philodinida; Philodinidae.